Molecule: messenger RNA, 2139 nt
Organism: Megalobrama amblycephala (Wuchang bream)
Lineage: Eukaryota; Metazoa; Chordata; Actinopteri; Cypriniformes; Xenocyprididae
Gene: ccndx
Product: cyclin Dx
Exons: 4
Coding region: 836-1723 (295 amino acids)
Biological process (GO): regulation of cyclin-dependent protein serine/threonine kinase activity; mitotic cell cycle phase transition; positive regulation of G1/S transition of mitotic cell cycle
Cellular component (GO): cytoplasm; nucleus; cyclin-dependent protein kinase holoenzyme complex
Molecular function (GO): cyclin-dependent protein serine/threonine kinase regulator activity
Source: RefSeq, a predicted model, not a curated record
CUUAAUUAAUCAGUUAAAUAUAUUAUGUCAAAAUGUGUGGGAUAGACCAAAUUCACAAUUUCCAAGGGAUACAGACAUUUGAUCUAUUUCAAACUCACUACUCUUUAUGCUAGGAUAAUUUUAUGUUAGAUAAUAGUUUGGCAUUUGUGCCUCUAAUCCUAAAGUUAUGAGACUCUUAUGUACCAUAUGGAAUGUGCCUUGAGAAUCCUUUAAAAACCAUGACCUUCAACAUCAAGCUGGAGGUUUUAGGAGUCAAAUAGAAUCCAAGAAUUACUGCAUAUCUUUAUUUGAUAUAUAGAUGUAAAUGUAAUCCCACCAUCUUUAUCUGAUACCCUUCACUGUCACCAACAUCCCUGUCUUAUUGUUAUUCAUUCCCAUUGUCACAGCAUGGUGAUGACCUCUUUCUCUCCUCUCUCUCUUUUCUUCGCUCACUGACGGUGACAAGCUGUUGCCGUGUCCCUCUGGACGACUCCCUCUCUUGCCUCCUCCCUCUCUCUCUCUCUCCCUCUCUCCACCUGUUGAUGCCAUUGUUGCUCGGCCAGCAUUGUGGUCUUUUAUUUUUUUACUCAACUCAUUUUACACACCCCUCUUUUAUUCUUCACUUUUUCACUUUAUUCAUCACCAGUCACCCUUUCACUCAGAGCAUAUAUAAGCAGACCGAGGAGAGAAGAAGGCUGAGAACAACGCAAGAAACAGACACUCACCAGCACACAUUUAAAAUUAAGCACUUUAAAGAGUGCAAGGAAGUUGGCACUUACUUUUGUACUCGGGACCAAGACUUCUGAGACACACUUUGGACAACUUCAGUUUUGGAUCACAACUGCUGGCAGGAGUGAUGUCGGUGUCUCUGUGGUGUGAGGAGGAAGAGGGCCAGGACAGGACUCAGUCUUCAGUCCGAGCCCCAUGGGACCCCAGCGCCUCUGGGCUGAGGGUUAUUCAGAGACUUCUGCAGUCAGAGGAGAGAUACCUGCCGUCUCCUCUCUACAUCUCACUCAUCCAGAGAGAACCACAGCGCAGAGAGGAAUUGGCCAAGUGGACCAUGGAGGUGUGCUGUGAAUGUGACUGCGAUGAGUCUGUAUUUCCUCUGGCUGUCUCCCUGUUGGAUCGAUAUCUGUCGGCCACUUUAUCUCUGCCUGUCUCUCCAUCCUGUCUGGCUGCAGCGUGUGUCCUGGUGGCCUCAAAACUGACAGAAAGUGACACAGUUAGUGCAGAUACCCUCUGUGCGGCAGCAGAGUACGACUUUCUCUUAUCAAAUCUGCGGGAAAUGGAGCGUGUUGUCCUGGCGACUCUGCGAUGGGAUGUGGCAGCAGUGACCCCUCAGGACUUUAUCCCACACUUCCUGCGCACUCUCGGGGAACUCAAGGAUGGUGACGUGCAUACAGGAGACUUUCUCACAACACUGCGGCGCCACAGUGAUACACUUGUUGCCAUGUGUGUGUGUGACUCUCGUUUUCUGGGAACACCUCCGUCACUGGUUGCUGCGGCUGCACUGAACUCUGCCCUUCGGGGUUUAAGGGCCAAGAGUGCGGGAGAGCUGAGUGUCAUGACCUCUGCCCUGGCCACACUCUGUCAGACUGAUGUGGCGGUGCUGCAGUGCUGCACUGAGCUGAUAGAAGGAGCUCUCAGGGAGAGACUGAGGAAUGGAGCACAGGAAGAGAAAGAUGGUGAUAUUGAAGAUGAAAGAGCCAGCACUCCCACAGACCUAAGAGAAAUAGACUUCUAAUACAGGGUUAAUUUAUGAGUCAUAUUUAUUGCGUCUCACUUUUAUUUAUCAGUAAAACUGAUUUAAACACAAUGUGACGUACAUUUAUGUUUUGUCUUUUGUAACUUCUGAAGUGAUCUAAUUUAUAAUGAUUUUGUAUUUAUUUGUUUGAGGGAUUAUGAUUUACUUGUGCCAUAUUUAUUACUUCUAUUGCCAUAACUGUAAUUGUGACCUUUUAUGUAUUAUAGGUGUUUCCUUUUCACUUUAUGUAUUACAUUUCUACAUUUUAUAGUUGUUUUAUUAUCAUAUUAUUUAUUGUGUGCACAUUUUUAUAUUUAAUUUAUUUUGUUUGUCAGUGUUUCAGCCUGUAAUGUAAUCAAAGUGUUGGAUAAAAAUGAAUAUCUAUUUUUCGAAGUAAUUGAAAUAAAGUGUCUAUG